Molecule: messenger RNA, 1384 nt
Organism: Lolium rigidum
Lineage: Eukaryota; Viridiplantae; Streptophyta; Magnoliopsida; Poales; Poaceae
Product: unconventional myosin-VI-like
Exons: 5
Coding region: 105-1181 (358 amino acids)
Source: RefSeq, a predicted model, not a curated record
UUGUCAUCAGAGAUCAAGGUUGGUCGACUGGAGAGGUCGGCGUCUGCAGUUGCUGUAUCUCAUCAGAGAUCAAGGUUGCUGCUCAAGCUGCCAUCAACAGAACCAUGGAUUCAAAGGUGUGUCACAACAAUGUUGAGGUGGAUAAGCAACUGUAUCACGAACGUGACGAGAUGGACAAGAGGGUGCAGUGCGAGCGUGAUGACAUGGACAACAAGGUGAGGCAGGAACGUGCAGCCGUGGACAAGGUGAUGAAGCAGGAGCACGAGAAGAUGGUCCAGAAGUUCAAAAGUAUCCAUGAGCAGACGAAAAUGAAGUUGAAGUCAGAGCGUGAGGAGAUGGACCGGAAGGUGAUGGAAGAACGUGCAGCCACGGAUCAGGCGUUCAAGCAGGAGCAUGAGAAAUUGGAGAAACAGUUCAAGAAGAUCCGUAAGGACAUGAACCAGAAGUUGCAGCAGGACCGCGAUGACAUGGACCGCACUAUAGAGCUCGAACGAGCCAAGAUGGACUGCAAGAAUAUGCAGGCACGUGCGGACAUGGACCAGAAGUUGCGGCAAAAGCGAGAGGAGCUAGAAUCCAAGGCCGUGCUGGAGCAAGUCAACCAGGAAGCGAAGAUCAUGCAGGACCAUGCAAGGAUGGAUCGAAAGAUCCCUCCAACCGAACAAUCGGACUCAAAAUCCCGCCCGGGACUUGUAAUGGAUUUUAGUAUUUACAAGGACAGGGAACUUUCUGAUAUCCCAAAAGGAUACCUUGAAGGAAAACCUGGUUCGAUGAUAAUUAAUGAACCUGGUAAAGUGGAGUGGUAUCUGAUGGUGGAACAUUUAGCUCCUCACGAUUAUAGAGGACUAGCAGAUUUGUACUACAUAGAGCCUGGAUGCGUACCACCAAACGGAAUGGUCUUGAUCGAAGGUCCAGAGCAUGUAGAGCAAAUGAUGCAAGCUCUCAAAGGAAGGAAAAAAUGUGAUCUGUACAUUGUCAGGAAUGGUCCACCCUCAAUUGAUUGUUAUGGUUAUGAUGGCUAUUAUGACAGUGCUGAAGAAGAGGAUUCAUGGGGGGAGGCCAGUGAUAGGGGCGAGUGGGACACGGAGGAAGCUGGGUCAUCACCACAGAUGGAGCAACCUGAACUGAACACUCAUAAGAGGGCGUUGAACUUUAGCAGCGACGACGAUGACACGAGCACAUAAUCUCUACUCUCGUUUACAAAAACCUUAGUUCGGCCACUCUCUAUGGUUUCCUGUUUGAUCACUUUACCUUACGCAGUAAUCUCUACUCUUAUUUAUGUGAUUACAGAUGCUAUUUGGGUGUUAUUUGUAUUCUUAUUUUGAACAAAUGUGUGUGCCACUGGUUAAAUUUUACUAAAUUUUAUGAAGCUACUGGUUAAUAUCUA